AUGUCUAGUAGAGUACUAAGCUGUGAUCGAAUCGAAGGAGUUGCAUCUGAAUCCGUGAAUGAUGAUAUAAGGAGAGGAAGGGAGAGCGGUGUUGUUGAGUUCUUGCUCUUCUUCUUCCAUGACCGCCCCCUCGUCCUCUUCCGUUUCACCAUCGACGACCGCUUACUCCUCCUCCUACUCACCACUCUCACCGUCGUAGCUCUUGUCUUCACCGGCGUUUGGCUUAACGUCCUCGUGAGUCGUGUUGGUGCUGCGGUGGUUGUUUUGAAUGAGGCGUUUCAGAGUAUUGAUGAUUUGUAUUUAGAUGAAGAAGAGAUCUUUGAUGGUGAUUUGCUUUCAGUUGUUGGUGGUAGCUUCGAUACCAAACGUUGUUCAGCGACGGUGAAGGAGAGUCACAAUCUGGGUCAGCGCUUAUUGUUUCAAAACUGUGUCUUGGUGCGAGGAUAUGAGGUUCUAUGUGAGAGGAUGAGAAGUCACGAUCUGGGUCAGCGCUUGUUCUUCUUGAGGUUGUUGUUGAGGAUGAGAAGUCUGUUAAGGUUGUGGUUGUUGAUGUGAGUGAUGUUGUUCAUGUUCUUAUUGGGUUUUUUUUUAUCUCAUUUUUUAGGAAAAAAAAUUCUGAGUUUUAUUAAUGUUGGUGAAGAUGAUGAUUGAUGAAGAAGUUUGAAUUUUUCUGGAU
Messenger RNA from Medicago truncatula (barrel medic), 676 nucleotides. RefSeq names its product PRA1 family protein D-like. The transcript is spliced from 2 exons. Bases 1 to 555 code for a protein of 184 amino acids. The record is from RefSeq and is a predicted model, not a curated record. Gene Ontology annotation, biological process: vesicle-mediated transport. NCBI's taxonomy places the organism in Eukaryota, Viridiplantae, Streptophyta, Magnoliopsida, Fabales, Fabaceae. Gene Ontology annotation, cellular component: Golgi apparatus; endoplasmic reticulum.